UGGCCGGCUGUUAACAACUGUUCGCGUGAGAUCACCUUUUUAAAUCCGCAUUGGUUGUGAGCCCUACAAAUGUAGAACACAAUUUUUCUUCAGCGUAGUUGUAUGAUAUACGUGGCAACCCUACAAUUUGCACACCUGAAAACAAAAACGAAAAGAUUCGUAAUACGGAAUAAAAAUUAUUAUUCCAGUGAUUAAAAAAGAAUAAAGUAGUGAUUUAAUCUCGCAACAUAAUGACGGUUAUUGCCGGAGGUCACGGAGAGCCUAAUCCCAAUUCUUCAUGGCUCGGUGCAAGGGGAAUGUGGCUUGCCUAUAUUUUGGGAGUGCUGACAAGCCACUUGAUUUUAUUAUCUAUUCCCUUUAUAACUAUACCGAUGGCAUGGACUAUAACAAACUUGCUGCAUAACGGAGCACACUUGUAUUUCCUGCAUAUUAUCAAGGGGGCUCCAUGGUUCUCUAUUGAAAACGAUGCCGGUCGCCGCUUGACCCAUUGGGAGCAGAUCGAUGACGGUGAACAAUUUACUGCAACACGGAAAUUCUUAACUGCUGUGCCGAUUCUUCUAUUUCUGCUAACAUGCUUGUACACUCGAAAUGAUACCGAUCAUUUUAUUGCCAACUUUAUUUCUUUGGUUAUAGUAAGCCUGCCUAAACUUCCGCAAUUCCAUGGUGUUCGCCUUUUCAACAUAAAUAAAUAUUAAACUAUACACGGGAGACAAUGUAUAAACAAAGGAAGCUCCUAAUUACCAUUUCAAGAGAUAGAAAUGAUUGUGAACAGGGACUCGUAAAAUGGGUAAUACGUUGAUGUUUCUCUUUUACAUGGCUAUUGCAGGAUUUGUCAUGCCACUUAUUAACUCAGUUAUGGAAUUAAAUAAAUGUAUAUGUAAUUUCAUUUUUAUUUAAUCUUAGAGAUUGUAAAUUUACAUGUAUUGUAUGUAAUAAAUAUAUUUAACGAGA
This is a messenger RNA of Stomoxys calcitrans (stable fly), 951 nucleotides long. RefSeq names its product ORM1-like protein (gene ORMDL). The record is from RefSeq and is a predicted model, not a curated record. The transcript has 4 exons. Gene Ontology annotation, cellular component: endoplasmic reticulum membrane. NCBI's taxonomy places the organism in Eukaryota, Metazoa, Arthropoda, Insecta, Diptera, Muscidae. The coding region runs from base 231 to 695 and encodes 154 amino acids. Gene Ontology annotation, biological process: ceramide metabolic process; negative regulation of ceramide biosynthetic process; intracellular sphingolipid homeostasis.